AUUCUGAUAAAAGCUACAAUGCUGUUCAUCUGUAGGCAAAUGUUACUUAUUUUUUACUCAAUGUGUAAAAGCUUUAUUGAGCCAAUACGACAUCCUCCUAUCUGAUACAUUUUGUACCCAAAUAUCUUCUUGGCUUGCAAAGAUGAAAUUUUCUUGUUACACACCAUCAACUCUUUUAAUAAGCUCACAUGCAUCAUUUCCUCUAAAGUCAUUAAUAUCCAACUACGUUCCAGCUCCAAAAUUCCAAAGCUCUGGUGAGUCCAUGUGGCCAUUCUCAUAUCUGAUGCAUUUUCUACACUAGUAAACAUUAUUCUACGUCACAUCCUCCUACAAGUAACAACCGUUGGUGGGUAUUUUAAUAAAUAUAAACUCCUUUUUCCAACUAUAAGCACCUCAUAUUGGUUUUGACAUAAAUUAUUUUUAUAAAGUAUCUAAAUACCAAAAGCACCCUCCAUCUCCAUAGCUUCUUGAACCCCAACUUGGCAAGUUGGCCUAUAAAAGGCCAAUCGACUCUCCAUCUCCAUCUCCAUCUCCAUCUCCAUAGAGAGCAAUGGAUUUCCAGUAUCAACCCUUUCCAUUGCCAUACAUCCUCACCUCUCCUCACCUCUUCUCCUCCCCAAUCAUCCCAGAAAACUAUGUUCACUAUACCCAAACUCCAGAGUCUCACAUUUACUCUGCUGACCUACCAGGUGUGAGAAAAGAGGAGAUAAAGGUUGAGGUUGAGGACUCAAGGUACCUGAUAAUCCGAACGGAGGCCAUAGAUGAAUCAUCACAGCCUGCUAAGAGCUUCCUGAGAAAGUUUCGGCUUCCGGGUAGGAUCGAUAUCAAUGGAAUAUCAGCUGGGUAUGAAGAUGGAGUGUUGACAGUGACUGUACCAAUAAUAUCUUUGAGGAAGGGGUUCUAUAUUGACCCUGCAGAUAUCCCAGAAAGCCUGGAAGUUAUUGCUAGAGCUGCUUGAAUAUUAACAUGAUUAGUCAUUUUAGGUACUAAAGAUUAAAAGAUUUGGUAGUUUGUGGCAUUGUAAUCAUUGGUGGGGUGUGCUAGAUUUGGACUCUUCUUAUUAGUCUGCUUGGUGAAAGUAUUUGUUGAAUGUAUUGAAUUCAAGGCCAUUAUUAUGGAAGGUCAUUUGCUUUAUUUGUGGAUAUUAAGUUCAGUUCUUUAUGAACGGAAAGUUCAAUUUCA
This is a messenger RNA of Tripterygium wilfordii, 1182 nucleotides long. RefSeq names its product 15.4 kDa class V heat shock protein. The record is from RefSeq and is a predicted model, not a curated record. The transcript has 2 exons. Gene Ontology annotation, biological process: response to salt stress; protein folding; protein complex oligomerization. Lineage: Eukaryota; Viridiplantae; Streptophyta; Magnoliopsida; Celastrales; Celastraceae. The coding region runs from base 551 to 958 and encodes 135 amino acids.